UUGGCUGCAUUUUCCCUAUUCUCUCUCUCUUUUUUACACUUUUGUUCAUAAAAGAGAGAACGGAAGUCAAUGUCAACGAUCGAGUAUAAGCAAUAUGAAUCAGAGUUGCAACUUCCGGCUAUUAUUCAUUUAAUUGAAAAUGACUUGUCUGAACCUUAUUCAAUUUAUACCUAUCGUUAUUUUAUACACAACUGGCCUAAUCUAUGCUUUUUGGCCAUGGAUGGAGAUGAGUAUGUAGGUGUCAUCAUUUGUAAAGUGGAUAAACAUAAAGACAGAUUACGAGGAUAUAUUGCCAUGUUGGCUGUAGCCAAAACACACCGAAAGAGAUCGAUUGGUUCAAGUCUUGUCAAGGUUGCCAUAAUGGCCAUGAAGCAGAUGGGUGCAGAUGAGGUGGUAUUGGAGACUGAAUAUACAAAUCAAGGCGCACUGGAACUAUAUCAGCGACUUGGCUUUAUAAAAGACAAACGACUCUAUAGAUACUAUCUGAACGGCGUGGAUGCAUUUCGAUUAAAGUUAUUUUGUAAAACCAUGGUUCCUGAAUAAAAACAAU
Molecule: messenger RNA, 550 nt
Organism: Rhizopus microsporus ATCC 52813
Lineage: Eukaryota; Fungi; Mucoromycota; Mucoromycetes; Mucorales; Rhizopodaceae
Product: putative acyltransfersase
Exons: 3
Coding region: 70-543 (157 amino acids)
Biological process (GO): N-terminal peptidyl-methionine acetylation
Cellular component (GO): NatC complex
Molecular function (GO): protein-N-terminal amino-acid acetyltransferase activity
Source: RefSeq, a predicted model, not a curated record